Molecule: messenger RNA, 1447 nt
Organism: Tribolium madens (black flour beetle)
Lineage: Eukaryota; Metazoa; Arthropoda; Insecta; Coleoptera; Tenebrionidae
Gene: Nemp
Product: nuclear envelope integral membrane protein 1
Exons: 8
Coding region: 119-1306 (395 amino acids)
Cellular component (GO): nuclear envelope
Source: RefSeq, a predicted model, not a curated record
CUUAGGAAACUGUCAAACAAAAAAAUGUAACGGAAAACGAAAUCACAAAUCAAAAAAAUUACAAAUCCACUCAAAAUUAUUAUAUUGUAGUCUUCGAAUUUUUCAAAUUUAUACGCAAAUGCAUUUCAUUACUUUUGUUCUUUUGGUACUCAGUGCCGGUUCGACGUGUAAGGCCUUCCAAGUUCAUUAUUUGCAUCAAGGGGAAAAAUACUCUGCUGGAACUCAAAGGGUGCCUCCAGAAUUUCAUAUUUUUUGCUAUGUGGGGAAGCCGAAAUAUUUAAUACACAUUUGGCAAAGUGUCAUACUUCAGGUGGAUCAUAUAUCUGGUGAUUAUACUCAAUUUGAAGGCACUUCACCUGAUGUCGUUUUGGAAGAAUUUAAUGCAAAUAGAUACAGCUGGAAUUUUAACUUAUUUACAAACAAGCAAAAGCAGAUGCAUUUAGAUCCAUUUAACAAGAGCUGCAUUGGAAUUGACAGCAGGGAUAAUUACACAGUGACUUUAAAUGUUAUCAGAAUUGAUUACUGGAAAUUUCUUUUAUUACUGGGGGGCAUCACACUUUUUCUCUCAGCAAGCAAAUUAAGCAGAAACACUUUAUUUUAUUACAUAUGUGGCAUUUCGCUUGGAAUUUGUACUUCUUUCCUUAUUCUCAUUUAUUUAAUUAGCAGACUAUUCCCCAGGAAACCAAUAAUGUAUGGAGUGGCCGCGUUUGGAUGGUCGAUAGGAAUCUACCUUAUACAACUUUUAUGGGAUAACGUCCGUGUCAUUUUACUAAAUUACAAAAUUUACGUAAUAUGGUAUACUCUAAUAACUGGCUUUCUAAGUUUCAUAAUUUGCUAUAGAUGGGGCCCSAUAGAGAACGAGAGAAGCCGCAAUUUAAUCCGUUGGGCCCUCCAAGGGGUYGGUCUAAUCGCAAUGUUUUUCAGUACCCAAUUUCAGGAAGCYGCAAUGGGUCAAAUCAUUGCGCUUUUGUUAUUUCAUAACGUGCCAUCAACGUGGCUUUCAAAGCCAAAAACAUACUGGAAAAAAAGAUUUCCACCUAAAAUUAAGCCAAUAACAAAUGACGAAUAUUAUGAACAAGGAGUUAGAGAAACGGCGAAAGCCUUAGACGAUUUGAGAAAAUAUUGCUCAAGUCCUGAGUGUAAACAAUGGCAAGUGGCUAUGAAAUUGAAAGAUGUCAAAAGAUUCGCGUCGUUUAUUGAAGGGAACUCGCAUUUAAGUGAUGAAGAAAUUCUAGAGUAUGAAACGUCGAUCCAUACAACGGAUUUAACAGACGAUGAAAGUGAAUACACAGAUGAAGAGCAGUGAUUUUAAGACUGACAUUUGGUUAUUUAUUUAUUUAGUUCUUAAAAACAUUAAUAUUGUAAAAAUUGUAAAAUACAAUUUAUUUUUACUUAAAGCUUCCUUACCUAAGGCCACAAAAGUAAAAUAAAAACUUAAUUAGUGUAA